This is a messenger RNA of Arabidopsis thaliana (thale cress), 144 nucleotides long. RefSeq lists its product as uncharacterized. NCBI's taxonomy places the organism in Eukaryota, Viridiplantae, Streptophyta, Magnoliopsida, Brassicales, Brassicaceae. The transcript has a single exon. The record is from RefSeq and is marked reviewed. The coding region runs from base 1 to 144 and encodes 47 amino acids.
AUGGCACGUCAUUGUUUGAUCUGUCUUUCUGUGUCUUUCGUUCUAGAUGGAUAUGGCGUUUUCGUAAUUGAAUCUCCACCGUCAGAAGUCAACCAUCAUCCAGCUUGUAGUGUGUGUUUUUGGUCAAAAGGCUUGUAUAUGUGA